AUGUCAAGACUUAAUAUAUGUUUGUUUGUGUUGCUAUGUGCGUUUGCGGCCAGAGCAGCCGCUCAAUCCGCUAACAACGUGAGAGCAACUUACCAUAUCUACAAUCCUGCACAAAACGGGUGGGAUCUUUACCGAGUAAGUGCGUAUUGCUCGACGUGGGAUGGGAACCAGUCGCUUGCGUGGCGUCAAAGGUACGGCUGGACAGCUUUCUGCGGUCCGGUUGGACCACGCGGUCGUGACUCUUGCGGUAGAUGUUUAAGGGUGACGAAUACUGCGACUGGAACGCAAGCGACGGUGAGAAUCGUGGAUCAGUGUAGUAACGGCGGUUUGGACUUAGACGAGGGCGUUUUCAAACAGCUUGAUAUUAACGGCCAAGGAAACUUUCGUGGCCACUUAAUUGUCAACUACGAGUUUGUCAAUUGUUGA
Molecule: messenger RNA, 426 nt
Organism: Microthlaspi erraticum
Lineage: Eukaryota; Viridiplantae; Streptophyta; Magnoliopsida; Brassicales; Brassicaceae
Source: the annotation of a GenBank genome assembly